CUGCAAGGAAUUCGAUAUGAUGACCACACUGCGGGUUAUGGACCUUUAUAUGUAAAAGAUGAAUUCAAUCCAAGGAAAUACUACAUACCAAAAUGGCAUGACUAUGGAUAUUGCCCAGAACCUGGCACGUUCAGCCUGAAAUACUGCGCUUGUGAACAUCUAAAUACCACAUGUGCCUGUGCGCAUUGGAACUUCACGGCACCUGACCCAUUACUGGAUGAUGGCACAUACAUGAGUGAAGGCAACUGUGAAGCUGAUGGAAGAGGAGAGCUUGUAUGCCCUCCAGUGCCAUUUCCUUUUGAACCUGUACCUGCUGAAAUCCCAGCCACCCAGAAGAUUUACUUUGGCAAAACGGGUACAAUUUUUGGAAAGGUUGAUGCUAACUUCGAGGGUACAGUUGUGACCAACGAAAGCCCUGAAGCCAAACCUCCCAUGAACCACACCAUUAAGAUAGAGAUUAUUGAUUGUACUCUAAUCGUCUGGUUGGAGUACCGGGGAAUAGAAGUAUUUCACGAGGUUACUCUGUCUGCUGCCGCUAAAGCUAGAAUACAGAAUGGUGAGGGAGAAAAGAAGGCAUUUUAUUUAGUUGUUGAAAAUGGUAAUAUAACAGUGUGCCUAGGAGUGUUAUUUGAUGAUGGAACGUAUGAAGAGAACCAUUGGGAAGAACCUCUGCCAGUAGGUUUCAAGCUAGCUGGUAAUAAGUGUCCAUUCAAACUUGGAUUUACAAGACCAGCUAUAUAUUGUGACUUUGGCUUUUGUGUAUUUGGAUGGACACGUGAUCAAUGGAAACACUAUUUGCACACUUGUGAAGUGCCUCCGAAUCCCCAUCCUGGUACAGGGUCUUGGCCUGUGUUUGCUGACUGGAAUGAAGAAAACCAGCUCAGCCCUGGUUGAUCAGUGAAAAUAAAUUGGAACAAACAAUCAUACGAAUACGAAGUGAAUUAAAAUCUGUAUUUGAAUCGUGAGCAUACAAAUAAACAGAUUAAAACUGCAA
Owenia fusiformis is the source of this 994-nucleotide messenger RNA. NCBI's taxonomy places the organism in Eukaryota, Metazoa, Annelida, Polychaeta, Sabellida, Oweniidae. The record is from the annotation of a GenBank genome assembly.